AUGAGAGUGGUGAUCGCGGUUGUGGUUCUGUGCCUCACCUGCUGGCAUUCGUGUGCCGCCGAGGGUCACCUGAAACGCUUGAGCAGAUCCCUGAUUUUCCCGCCGACGAGUCCUACGCGUGUUCAGUUCAUCGGUGGCAUCGGUAUUCCCGUGGAGGGCCUGCAUUUCGAGUCUGUUACCUCGGGCUAUGUGCUCAAGGCGGAGUACUUUCUGCCCACCAACUCGACGGAGAUCACAAGGGUCUAUCUCAAGCCGAUGGCCAUUACGGGCAGGGAGGAGGAGGAGGAGGAGUCGGCCUAUGGAGCGGUGUAUCGCUGGAUUAUCUAUCGCGGCAUUGAGAUGGUCAUCGAGAAUAUGGGUCUGCCGGGCAGGAGUUGCCUCCUUCGUCUGAUCUGCGAACAUGCUGCCCUGCCCUUGAACCACGAAAGUGGAUUGCUGGGCGAGAUCAUGGACAUAGUGCUGAGACCCUCCAGUUCGGUAGACCAGUUGGGUCAAACUUCCGAUAGGGAGUACCAGCUAUCGGAGCACUUUGGCGAGCGGGGAGGCGACUGCCAGGCGGAAUAUGCCACUAGAUGCAAAAAGUCGCCCAUGGAACUCAUCAGCCUGCUGCUUGAAGUCAAUGAAUAA
This is a messenger RNA of Drosophila takahashii, 627 nucleotides long. RefSeq lists its product as uncharacterized. The record is from RefSeq and is a predicted model, not a curated record. NCBI's taxonomy places the organism in Eukaryota, Metazoa, Arthropoda, Insecta, Diptera, Drosophilidae.